Molecule: messenger RNA, 1159 nt
Organism: Prunus mume (Japanese apricot)
Lineage: Eukaryota; Viridiplantae; Streptophyta; Magnoliopsida; Rosales; Rosaceae
Product: wall-associated receptor kinase galacturonan-binding protein
Molecular function (GO): polysaccharide binding
Source: RefSeq, a predicted model, not a curated record
CCCCCAAAUCAUGCCCACAAGGCUACAACAUCAGACAUUAACUCAACCCUCCAAGCAAAGUAUCAUUGCAGUUUGCACCAAUUCACAAACCACUUCUCAAAUUCUCUCUCUCUUUCUCGGAUAAACCCAUGAGUACUAGUACAACUAUGCUCAUUCUCAGCUUCCUCUACCUUCUAUUUUCAGCAUUAAUUCCAUCAAAUUCAGGCAAUGCUGCAUGCAGAUCCUAUUGUGGAAACCUCACCAUAGAUUACCCAUUUGCGCUCCAUUCGGGCUGCGGCCACCCGGGUUUUCGAGAACUCCUAUACUGCAUAAACGAUGUGCUUAUGUUUCACAUAAGCUCAGGAUCUUACAGGGUCCUAGACAUAGACUAUGCUUAUCAAGCCCUCACUCUACAUGACCCUCACAUGUCAACUUGUGACAACAUAGUGCUAGGAGCAAAGGGUAACGGCUUCUCCGUCGAGCAAUGGCGGGCCCCGUACAUGAAUCCGACGGCCGACAACGUAUUCAUGUUGAUAGGCUGCUCAGCUCAAUCACCACUCUUCCAAGGCUUUCCGGGAAAGCACUUGCCCUGUAGAAACGUUUCAGGCAUGAGCUGUGAAGAAUACUACGGUUGCCCAGCAUGGGAUUUGCUGGGCGGCCACAGGAAGGUGGGCUCCAUGUUUGGGUCAGGGCCACCUGAGUGCUGUGCAGUGCCAUUUGAGGCCAUCAAGGCCAUUAAUCUUACCAGGCUUCAGUGUGAAGGGUACAGCAGUGCCUAUAGUCUUGCCCCAUUGAGGCUUGAUGGGGCUAAUGGGUGGUCUUAUGGGAUCCGAGUGAAAUAUUCUGUUCAAGAAAAUGAUGAAUUUUGUAGGGCUUGUGAGGCUACUGGUGGCACCUGCGGGUAUGGAACUGAUGGCAUUAGGCAAUUGUGCAUGUGUGGGAAAUUGAAUUCUACAUCAAAUUGUGAUUCUGUAAAGUCAUCAUCAACAAGAACAUACUCUGCGGUGGACAGCUAUACAUUGAUAGGAUCACUGGUGUGUCUGCUAGCAUGGAUUACAAAGAACCAUUAUCCAUCACCAUAUGUUAUGCAUCUCAUUAUGUGAAUGUCAGAUUUAUAUAUUGUUGGCUUCUUGCGUGUUAUAUAUUGUUGGCUUCUUGUAUGCAUACAUGAGAGAGAGAG